This is a messenger RNA of Cicer arietinum (chickpea), 3018 nucleotides long. RefSeq names its product pentatricopeptide repeat-containing protein At3g22150, chloroplastic. Gene Ontology annotation, biological process: RNA modification. The record is from RefSeq and is a predicted model, not a curated record. Gene Ontology annotation, molecular function: RNA binding; protein binding. NCBI's taxonomy places the organism in Eukaryota, Viridiplantae, Streptophyta, Magnoliopsida, Fabales, Fabaceae.
GCGACAGAUAUGACCGAAACGAACGGUAUUAUCAGAAUAGGAAUGACAAUGAGUUCUCCCGUCGUUUCACUUCCCGUCGUCUCAACCACAUCAAACGACAACACUCAAAUUCGCGUUGCUUCGAAACAGAAAGAAUGGAACAAAGCCAUAAGCACAAGCAUUCGUUCUCGUCUCAGUAAACUAUGCCGACAAGGCCAACCCCACCUCGCUCGCCACCUCCUCGAAACUCUCCCCCGCCCCUCCACCGUCGUCUGGAAUUCUGUCAUCAUCGGAUUCGUAUGCAACAACAUGCCUCUCGAAGCUCUUCUCUUAUACGCUCAAAUGAGGAAAUCCUCACCUCAUAUUCGUUUCGAUCCUUACACUUUCUCUUCAACUCUCAAAGCUUGUGCCCUAACCAACGACGUUGUUACCGGUAAAGCUAUUCACUCUCAUUUUCUUCGUUCUCAUUCAAAUUCAAUUUCAAACCCUGGUCCUAGUAGAAUUGUUUACAAUUCUCUAUUGAAUAUGUACUCUUGUUGUCAACAUGAUUAUGUCCUCAAAGUGUUUGCUGUUAUGCGUAAACGAAAUGUCAUCGCUUGGAAUACCUUGAUUUCUUGGUAUGUUAAGACCAAUUGCUAUCAUCAAGCGCUUAGUGCUUUUGAUACUAUGAUCAAUCUCAAUAUAACGCCUACUCCUGUUACUUUUGUUAACCUCUUCCCUGCAUUAUCUAAACUCGGUGAUUCCAGAAUUGCCCACUUGUUUUAUGGAUUUCUUCUCAAAUUUGGUGAUGAGUAUGUUAAUGAUGUGUUUGUUGUUAGUUCUGCAAUUCUCAUGUUUGCCGAUCUUGGUUGCAUGGAUUAUGCUCGUAAGGUUUUUGAUCAAUGUUCUAAUAAAAAUACUGAGAUUUGGAAUACUAUGAUUGCUGCUUAUGUUCAAAAUAAUCUCCCUGUUGAAGCAAUUGACGUGUUCAUUCAAGCAUUGGAGUCAGAGGAGGAGGAGGGUAUAUGCGAUGAUGUAACUUUUCUUUCUGUUAUUACUGCUGUUUCACAGCUGCAGCAAGUCAAAUUGGCUGAGCAGCUGCAUGCAUUUGUUGUAAAAAGUUUGCCGGUUUCACCGAUUAUAAUUCUCAAUGCUGUAAUUGUUAUGUACUCAAGGUGCAAUCUUGUUAAUACUUCGUUUAAGGUUUUUGAUAAGAUGUUAGAGAGGGAUGCUGUUUCGUGGAAUACCAUAAUAUCUGCCUUUGUACAGAAUGGUUUCGAUGAGGAAGCGCUUAUGCUUGUGUGUGAGAUGCAGAAGCAAAGGUUUUUGAUUGAUUCUGUUACCGCAAGUGCCCUUCUUUCUGCAGCUUCUAAUCUUAGGAAUUUGUAUAUUGGAAGGCAAACUCAUGCAUAUCUGAUUCGCCGCGGGAUACAGUUUGAGGGGAUGGAGAGUUAUCUGAUUGAUAUGUAUGCAAAAUCCGGCUUGAUUAGAACUUCUGAAUUGUUGUUUGAGAAGAACUGCUCUAGUGAUAGAGACCAGGCCACAUGGAAUGCUAUGAUUGCUGGUUAUACUCAGAAUGGGCUCAAUGAGAAAGCUAUUCUCCUUCUUAAAGAGAUGUUGGUGCACAAGGUACUACCAAAUGCAGUGACCUUGGCAUCAAUUCUUCCUGCUUGCAAUUCAAUGGGAAGCAUGGGAUUUGUUAGGCAACUUCAUGGAUUCUCCAUACGUCAUGUCUUGGAGAAAAAUGUUUAUGUGGGAACUGCCUUAACCGACACGUACUCCAAAUGUGGCGCAAUUAGUUAUGCUGAAAAUGUCUUUGUGAGAACACCUGAGAAAAAUUCGGUCACAUACACCACAAUGAUGAUGUGCUACGGUCAACAUGGGAUGGGUAAGAGAGCUCUUACAUUGUAUGAUUCUAUGCUGAGAUCUGGCAUUAAGCCCGAUGCAGUUACUUUUGUUGCCAUCUUGUCUGCUUGUAAUUAUACUGGAUUGGUUGAUGAAGGCCUUCAAAUAUUUGAAUCAAUGGAGAAAAUACAUAAAAUCAAGCCCACAAUUGAACAUUAUUGUUGUGUUGCAGACAUGUUAGGGAGGGUUGGGAAGGUGGUUGAAGCCUAUGAGUUUGUCAAGGGAUUGGGUGAGGUUGGCAACACAAUGGAAAUUUGGGGAUCUCUUCUCGGGGCUUGCAAAAAUCAUGGGCAUUUUGAAUUGGGAAAAGUUGUUGCCAAAAAAUUGCUAAAUAUGGGUACGGAGAAAAGGAUGGCAGGAUAUCAUGUUCUGCUCUCAAAUAUUUAUGCAGAGGAAGGAGAGUGGGAAAAUGUUGACAGAGUUAGAAAGAAGAUGAAGGAAAAAGGCUUGCAAAAGGAAACGGGAUGUAGUUGGAUUGAGAUAGUUGGGUUUGUAAACUGCUUUGUAUCUAGAGACGAGAAGCACACUCAAAGUGAUGAGAUAUAUAAUAUGUUGGACAAGUUGACUCUGGACAUGAAAGAUGCGGGUUACAAGCCACUUUACAGCUCAAAUUUUAAUGAUUUUGGAUUCUGAUGAAUGAAUCGAAUAAUUAUUACAAGUUUUAUCAAAGUGAGAUGUUGGUUGCUUUAUGGUGGGCAGUUGUCACGAAAGUGAGUUGCUUUCUUGGUUAAAAUAGUCACAGGAUCAAGUAUAACUGAUGAUAGUCUCAUGACCUGCAUAAUUGUAUCGAAUGUUCACCACAACAGCCAUAGGUUUGAAACAGAUUGUAAUUGGUGAACAAAAGAAUCAAUUCAUGUAUUUAUAUAUACAUAGGAUUAUGCAAACUCCUCUGUUAUAAUUACGUUACAUCUAGAAGUGCCUAAGAAGGCAUGAUGAGUGGCUUAAUUUGACACUUCCAGAUAAACUACACAAUUGUACAUUGUAACAUUUAGCCUCUUUACUUUGACAUGUAUAACUACCCAAUGGGUCUGACUCCUGGCAAACUGUAAAUUCAAUGGUGUAUGUAUAGAACAGGAUACCAUGUAUGCUGAUAGCCGUUUAUAUUGGAAUUGUACCAUUAUACAAGUUUUGUUUGUGACUACUGUAUUUGGGUUU